AUGGAUGAAGAAUAUGACGUGGUGGUAUGCGGCACGGGGCUGAAGGAGUGUAUACUGAGCGGGCUGCUUUCAUCCGCAGGCAAGAAGGUGCUGCACCUCGAUAGAAACAAUUACUAUGGCGGCGAUGGGGCCUCGCUCAGCCUCACUAACUUAUAUAAUAAGUUUAAACCUGGUACUAGCCCGCCUGCUGAGUACGGGUCCAACAGAGACUGGAACGUCGACCUCAUCCCCAAGUUUGUGAUGGCUUGCGGCAAGCUCGUUAAAAUUCUCCUCAAAACAAAAGUCACCAGGUACCUGGAGUGGCAGGUGGUGGAGGGGACUUUUGUUUAUCAGUAUCAAAAGGCGGGGUACUUCUCUAGCGAGAAGUUUAUUCACAAAUUAGCUUAUGCAAAUGCCGGGGAAGAGAGAGAGAGAGAGAAGCGGCUGUAUAUUAAACUUUUUAGGGUUUAG
Messenger RNA from Eimeria mitis, 450 nucleotides. RefSeq names its product GDP dissociation inhibitor 2, related. Gene Ontology annotation, biological process: protein transport; small GTPase-mediated signal transduction; vesicle-mediated transport. Lineage: Eukaryota; Apicomplexa; Conoidasida; Eucoccidiorida; Eimeriidae. Gene Ontology annotation, molecular function: Rab GDP-dissociation inhibitor activity. The record is from RefSeq and is a predicted model, not a curated record. The transcript is spliced from 5 exons. Bases 1 to 450 code for a protein of 149 amino acids. Gene Ontology annotation, cellular component: cytoplasm.